GGAGGGGAGGAGGGAGGUAGUGGAGAGGGAAGCUGGGGUUCCUGUCACGUGACCCCUCCUGUGGGCUCCCUCACUGCCCUGCCUGGCUUGUCAGGAGUCGUCUGAGAAGGGGACUUCUCCAGGGACUCGGUCCCUAGGUCCCCAGAUGGGGAGACUGAGGCCGUGGCUGUGUCCCCCUCUGAGAGUUGGAGCGGGACUGGGCCCGAAUUCGACCCCAGCAGGAUUCUCUCUCAUUUCUGAGCCCCGGCGGCGGCAAAGCGGCAGACCCGGGCAAGUGGACUCCAGGGCUGCAGGAACCCAGGCCCCGACGCCGGCGCAGAAGGGAAGGACGGACCCGCCCCCAGCCCAGAGUGCGCAGAGGCCAGGGACAAGGCCUUGCGGCUCAUCCACCUGGAGCUUCAUAUCCCCUCCACGGGCAGCCAGGCGCCCCAGCCUCCACCCACGCCUGCCGAGAUGCUGCCGCCGCGAUCGGUGCCAUCGGAGCGGGCCCCUGGGGUGCCGGAGCCCGAGGAGCUGUGGGAGGCAGAGAUGGAGCGGCUGCGCUGCUCCGCGGCGCCCGUGCGCGGGCUGCCCUAUGCCAUGAUGGACAAGCGCCUCAUCUGGCAGCUGCGGGAGCCCGCGGGGGUGCAGACCUUGCGCUGGCAGAGGUGGCAGCGCCGGCGGCAGACGGUGGAAAGGCGCCUGCGGGAGGCAGCGCAGAGGCUGGCCCGGGGCCUUGGGCUCUGGGAGGCGGCGCUCUACGAGAUCGGGGGCCUCUUCGGCACCGGAAUCCGGGCCUACUUCACCUUCCUCCGCUUCCUGCUGCUACUCAACCUGCUGAGCCUGCUGCUCACCACGAGCUUCGUGCUGCUGCCCCUGGCCUGGCUCCGCCCCCCUGACCCAGGCCCCGCCCUCAACUUGACCCUCCAGUGCCCUGGCAGCCGCCAGUCCCAGCCUGGCGUUUUGAGGUUCCACAAUCAACUUUGGCAUGUUUUAACUGGCAGGGCCUUCACCAACACCUAUCUCUUCUAUGGUGCGUACCGAGUGGGGCCUGAGAGCAGCUCGGUGUACAGCAUCCGCCUGGCCUACCUCCUCAGCCCGCUGGCCUGCCUGCUCCUCUGCUUCUGUGGGACUCUGCGGCGGCGCCCUCCCCACCACAGGCCCAGAGCCGAGCCAAGGCUGAGGCUGGAUGGUAGAGGUGCCCCUCCUCCAGCAGCCGGUGGUCUCCUGCCCCGCAGGAUGGUAAAGGGGUUGCCACAGAAGACUUUGCUGGGUCAGGGCUAUCAGGCACCUCUCAGCGCCAAGGUCUUCUCUUCCUGGGACUUCUGCAUCCGGGUGCAGGAAGCGGCCAUCAUCAAGAAGCAUGAGAUCAGCAACGAGUUCAAGGUGGAGCUGGAGGAGGGCCGUCGCUUCCAGCUGAUGCAGCAGCAGACCCAGGCCCAGAGGGCCUGCCACCUGCUCUCCUACCUGCGGGUCAACAUACUCAUCGGGCUCCUGGUGGUUGGGGCCAUCAGCGCCAUCUUCUGGGCUACCAAGUACUCACAGGACAACAAGGAGGAGUCCCUGUUUCUGCUGCUCCAGUACCUGCCCCCUGGGGUCAUCGCCCUGGUCAACUUCCUGGGUCCCCUGCUGUUCACAUUCCUGGUCCAGCUGGAGAACUACCCUCCCAACACGGAGGUCAACCUCACGCUGAUCUGGUGCGUGGUGCUGAAGCUGGCCAGCUUGGGGAUGUUCUCGUUCUCCCUGGGUCAGACCAUACUGUGCAUUGGCAGAGACAAGACCAGCUGUGAGUCCUACGGCUACAACGCUUGUGACUAUCAGUGCUGGGAGAACUCCGUGGGGGAGGAGCUGUACAAGCUGAGUAUCUUCAACUUCCUCCUCACCGUGGCCUUCGCCUUCCUGGUCACCCUGCCUCGGAGGCUGCUGGUGGACCGGUUCUCAGGCCGGUUCUGGGCCUGGCUGGAACGAGAGGAGUUCCUGGUCCCCAAGAACGUGCUGGACAUUGUGGCGGGGCAGACGGUCACCUGGAUGGGCCUCUUCUACUGCCCCCUGCUGCCCCUGCUGAAUAGCGUCUUCCUCUUCCUCACCUUCUACAUCAAGAAGUACACCCUCCUGAAGAACUCCAGGGCAUCUUCGAGGCCCUUCCGCGCCUCCAGCUCCACCUUCUUCUUCCAGCUGGUGCUCCUCCUGGGCCUGCUUCUGGCUGCAGUGCCCCUGGGCUAUGUGGUCAGCAGCAUCCACUCCUCCUGGGACUGCGGCCUCUUCACCAACUAUUCAGCCCCCUGGCAAGUGGUCCCGGAGCUGGUGGCCCUUGCGCUCCCGCCCAUUGGCCAGCGUGCCCUCCACUACCUGGGGUCCCACGCCUUCAGCUUCCCCCUCCUCAUCAUGCUCAGCCUCGUCCUGACGGUGUGCAUCUCCCAGACCCAGGCCAAUGCCAGGGCCAUCCACAGGCUCCGGAAGCAGCUGGUGUGGCAGGUUCAGGAGAAGUGGCACCUGGUGGAGGACCUGUCACGACUGCUGCCGGAGCCAGGCUCAAGCGACUCUCCGGGCCCCAAGUCCCCUGCCUCCCAAGCUUCGCGCCCUCGGUCCUUCUGCCCCGGAUUCCCAUGCCCUGGCUCCCCGGGCCCCCGGGCCCCGCCGCCGGGCCCCUCCGUUGUGGAUGCCGCGGGACUGCAUUCCACUUGCCCUGGACCGCACGGUACCCCGGCCUCCGCCCGUAGAUUCCGCUUCCCCAGCGUCGCAGAGCUGUAACCCCGACCCCUGCCUCCCCGGGGCCCCUCCAGGCCUCCUUACUCCAUCUUCCAGGCCCCUGGCGACCACCGCCCUCCUCAGUGGCUCCAGGGCCUCCCUCAGGGGUCCCCAAAGACGGAGACACACACUCUAGGGGCAGCAGGAAGAACAUAUGGGAAUUUUCUCUUUAUAUUUUGAUCUCAUCCCUUUAAAAUGUCUAUUUUUUAUUAUGUUUUUAUAAUAUACAUAAUCUAUUAGUAUAGUAUCUCAUGAAUGCAGUUUUUUUCUAGAGUGUGUUCUGACUUUUUUUAGAACUAUGAGUGUAAUUUAUACACAUACAUCUAUUGGGAAUCCUCAGAAGUUGUUUACUGAUGGCAGCACCUUCAGAAGAGUCUGGGGACCACUUCCUAAGGAAGAAAAGAGCUGGCCACAGUUAGAGCAAGCCUGCCUGGGGGGCCUGCUCUGUGUUCCAGAGCAAACUGCCUGCAUCAUCCCCUCCUGUUACACUCCCUUCACCUGAGACAGUCAAGCCACAGCGUCAGCCGGGGCCAGAGCUGGGAUUUGAACCCAGGCACUCAGGCUCCAGAGCCACACUGCCCCAGCGUGGGGCUUAGAGGCUGCUCCUGGCUCUGACUGAGGGGCUGCCUGAAGCCGGGUGAGAGGGUGCUGGGUCAGCUUUUCCCUAGCGGGAAUCCUCUCCGUCCAGUCUUAUAACUUAGCAGCCUCACGUCCACAGAGCUGCCUUGGAAAACUCAAUAGAGCCCUGGCUUCCUGCAGAGCCCUGUUCUCCCAGCCUGCUUCAUGGCUCCCUGGUUGAGUCAAGCUUGCGGAUCUGUGGCGUGAGGGUACCCGCACUGCCUGGGCCUUAGUGGUAUGUACGGGCCUCCACUGUGGGCCCAGGCAGGUGAGGCAGCUGGCCACAAGGGCAGGGCUGGGUCCCCCUCCCAAGGCUGUGUCUGACAUUCUUGAGGCUGUUCAAGGUUCCUUUUCCAAGCCUCCUGUUCUCCCACCCCCACCCCUGCCAUGCUGCAGUGACUCUAAAUCUGUAGUUCUCAGCCUUGGCGAACACCUGAGUAGCUGCUACAAGCUGGCCGCAGCCCAGCGACUCUGAUGUGGUUGGUCCAGCAGCCAGGGCAUCGGGACUUUUCGAAGCUCCCAGGUGACUCACCGGCAGCUGGGGAUGCGAAGUGUCAGGAAGAAAGGUCAGAAGUCCCAGGAUGCACUUGAAAAGCCUCUAGCUCCACCAGUGACCAGCUCCUGGCUGGACUCCUGGCCUGGACUCAGCAUCCGGGAGGCUCUGGCCUCUGGCCCUCAGGGCUGGGGGCUUCUUCACAUGGUCAUCAAAGACUUGGCCAGUUCCGCCUCUCCUGCGGCCAUCCUUGUCUCACGCAGCAUCACAUGACGCAUCCGUUCACCAGCAAACACAGUGAAGUGCUGCUGGUGCUGGGCCCUGUGCUGGGGUUGAGCGUUCUCUGGCCCUCACCUGGCGAUGAGAGAAAGAGGGAAACGGUGAGCUCUGUGUUCCGUCAGGGGGCAGCAACAAGUCUGGACCAGAUAAAAGUGACUCAUGUUGUUAAUUAGCAGCUUAGGGCCAAAGGUGGCCCCUGGACCAGUGGCCUCAGCAUCACCUGGGAAAAGGUUAGAAAGGCACGUUCCCAGGCCCACCUCAGCCUCCUGAAUCAGAGCAGCCCUUUGGCAAAUGGUACUGAGAACCAACCGCAUACAUCACCAAGCACUGUGAACAAGAAAAGCUUUGAGACCUUGAAGGAAUCAUCAAACUGGGCCUCGGUGUGCUCACCCAGGGCGAGACAAAGACGCUGUGCUCCUCCAAGUGGCCUCCAAGAUUAAAUGAGCAAUACUUUU
Molecule: messenger RNA, 4572 nt
Organism: Piliocolobus tephrosceles (Ugandan red Colobus)
Lineage: Eukaryota; Metazoa; Chordata; Mammalia; Primates; Cercopithecidae
Gene: TMC8
Product: transmembrane channel like 8
Exons: 16
Coding region: 454-2730 (758 amino acids)
Cellular component (GO): plasma membrane
Molecular function (GO): mechanosensitive monoatomic ion channel activity
Source: RefSeq, a predicted model, not a curated record